This is a messenger RNA of Cavia porcellus (domestic guinea pig), 1077 nucleotides long. RefSeq names its product solute carrier family 25 member 41 (gene Slc25a41). Gene Ontology annotation, biological process: ATP transport; ADP transport; transmembrane transport. The record is from RefSeq and is a predicted model, not a curated record. Gene Ontology annotation, molecular function: ATP transmembrane transporter activity. Lineage: Eukaryota; Metazoa; Chordata; Mammalia; Rodentia; Caviidae. The transcript has 7 exons. The coding region runs from base 39 to 1070 and encodes 343 amino acids.
GGCAGUUGCUAGAUGCGGUUUGAACGUCUGAACUUGCCAUGGCUGUCGGUCCUGAGGACACAGGAAAGUCUCCCUCUGGGGUCCAGACCCCUCCCUCCCACUCCUCGUCCCGGAACCCUGAUGGCACACACAAGUGUGCUCACUUAGGUAACCAACUCCCAGCCCAGCAGGUGCUGGACACGGGAGAACAUCUGAUGGUCCCCAUGGAGGUGCACCCCAAAGGGGCUCUGUGGAAGUUCCUGCUGUCGGGGGCCAUGGCCGGGGCGGUCUCCCGCACGUGCACUGCGCCUCUGGACCGAGUAAAGGUUUACAUGCAGGUAUACUCGUCCAGAAACAACCUCCUGAACCUGCUGGGAGGCCUGCGGAGCAUGAUCCAGGAGGGGGGCGUCCUCUCGAUGUGGCGGGGCAACGGUAUCAACGUGCUCAAGAUCGCGCCCGAGUACGCCAUCAAGUUCUCGGUCUUCGAGCAGUGCAAGCAUUAUUUCUGUGGGGAGCAGAGGGCGCCCCCCUUCCAGGAGCGGCUGCUGGUGGGCUCCCUGGCCGCGGCCAUCUCGCAGACACUCAUCAACCCCAUGGAGGUCCUCAAGACCAGGAUGACCCUGCGCCGGACCGGCCAGUACAUGGGGCUGCUGUACUGCACGCGGCAGAUCGUGAAGCGGGAGGGCGCCCGGGCCCUGUACCGCGGCUACCUGCCCAACAUGCUGGGGAUCAUGCCCCACGCUUGCACUGACCUCGCCGUGUACAAGGCACUACAGUACUUAUGGCUGAAAUCAGGCAGGGAUAUGGAGGACCCCAGCAGCCUGGUCAGUCUGUCCUCUGCGACACUGGCCACAACCUGUGGACAGGUGGCCAGUUACCCACUGACUUUGGUGCGCACGCGGAUGCAGGCCCAAGACAUGGUGGAAGGAGGAGCCAAGCUCACCAUGAGUGAAAUCUUUCGAAAGAUCCUGGCCGAGCAGGGUUGGCAGGGGCUGUAUCGAGGCGUGACUCCCACCUUAUUGAAGGUGUUGCCAGCGUGUGGCAUCAGCUAUACGGUGUACGAGGCAAUGAAAAAAACAUUGGGCGUAUAGGCCACGA